Saccoglossus kowalevskii is the source of this 988-nucleotide messenger RNA. Its product is annotated as tetraspanin-18-like. Gene Ontology annotation, cellular component: membrane. NCBI's taxonomy places the organism in Eukaryota, Metazoa, Hemichordata, Enteropneusta, Harrimaniidae. The record is from RefSeq and is a predicted model, not a curated record.
ACUAUGCAACGGCAUACAUCAAUACGUGGUGUUUGUAUUGUAUUGCUGAAUAGGUCAGGUCAAUAAACAGUGAGUUGCAGAUACUCCUUGUCGUCCAUCGAACAGACAGGUAUAAACACAAACAACAGGGAGCUCAGAUUCAUACUGCAGGUAACCAGCCUAAAAUCAUUCAUCACUAUUUGUAAUAAAUUCAGCUGUAGCAACAGACUGCCACCAUGUCAGAGGACAAAGGAUUAAAGCAGUUUUUAAUGAUAUUCAAUGGAAUAGUUGUGUUGGCUGGCUUAGCAUUGGUUGGAGUUGGUGUAUGGGUUGUAGUAGACUCAUCAACACUAGUUGGUGUCUUGGAUAAUGCAGCAAUAACAAACUCUGCUUAUGGUUUAAUUGUUGUGGGAGCAUUUAUUGCACUCGUUGGAUUCUGCGGCUGCUGUGGAGCAUGGAAACAAAUCAAAUGUCUUCUAAUAAUUUAUCUCAUUGUUGUUGGCAUUAUGUUCCUCUUUUUAUUGGCUGUCGCUGUGGUGAUCGCAGUAUAUCAAGCUGAACUAGAAACCUUCCUUGAAAUUCAGAUGAACACAACUCUACAGGAAAGUUAUGGAGUCAAAGAUGCAUUCACAGAAACCUGGGAUACCUUACAGUUAACAUUUUCCUGCUGUGGCACUUCAUACUACACUGACUAUGAGACAUCAGAAUGGUAUAAGACGACAACCUCUCCAUCUCAGAAAUGGCCAGGAACUUGCUGCAAAUAUGAAGGAAGUAGUGUCAAAAAUGAAGCCAAAUGUUAUGAUGAAAACUCACAAGACUGGCAUGAUUAUAUGAAUACUAAUGGAUGUUACAACACUGUAAGUACGCUCAUAACUGAUAAUAUCACUAUUGUUGGAGCUGUGCUUAUUGGACUUUGUGUCAUCAUUAUCUGUGGACUGUGUGCAGCCUGCUGUAUGUACCAUUCCAUAGGCAAAAAUGACUAGAUUCAUGAUACAGAAAUGAAUGGAGG